AUGUCGACAACUGCUGAAAAAAAGCCUCAGAGUAAGGCAAAAGAAACUGCCAUUGGUUUUAUUACUGGUGGUUUAGCUGCUUGUGGUGCUGUUACUUUUACAAACCCUUGGGAGGUAGUUAAAACACGUCUUCAAUUACAAGGUGAAUUAGUCCGAGCAGGAGCUCUUUCAAAGGCAGAUAGACCUUAUCAUAACAGUUUUCAAGCAUUGAAAGUAGUGCUUCAACAUGAAGGCAUUCGAGGAGCACAACGAGGUUUGAGCGUAGCUUAUCUCUAUCAAAUCUGUUUGAACGGUAGUCGUCUCGGUCUCUAUGAGCCCGUGCAUCAAGGUAUCAUUCAAACAUUCAACCUGACAUCCGACUCGAGUAUUGUAGCCUCUGGUGUAUUUUCAGGUGCAUUUGCCGGUGUGGUAGGUGCAGUUUUAGGCUCCCCCUUAUACUUGAUCAAGACUCGUCGACAAGCGUACUCGCCCGUCUUCAACAAUGUAGGACAUCAGCACGAGAUGAAUUCUGCAUUCAGUACAUUAGUGGGUAUCUAUAAAAAGGAAGGUAUCCGAGGUAUAUAUCGAGGUGCAGAUGCAGCUAUGGCAAGAGCAGGUGUAGGAUCUGCCGUUCAAAUGCCGGUCUAUAUGAUGGGAAAGGACGUCCUGUUGAAAAAGUUUGGAUUCCAUGACACUUUUAGCACUCAUUUUGCCACGUCAAUGUUUACGGGUGUUUUGGUCUGUUUAGCAAUGAACCCAUUUGACGUAAUUUCCACUCGUAUGUAUAAUCAGGGCGUGGAUGCUUCAGGUAAAGGAUUACUCUAUAAGAGUUCUCCUGAUUGUUUCUUCAAGAUUGUCAAGAUUGAAGGUGUGCGUGGUCUUUACAAAGGCUUCUUGGCUCAUUAUCUUCGUAUUGGGUAA
Mucor mucedo is the source of this 900-nucleotide messenger RNA. RefSeq names its product mitochondrial carrier domain-containing protein. Bases 1 to 900 code for a protein of 299 amino acids. Lineage: Eukaryota; Fungi; Mucoromycota; Mucoromycetes; Mucorales; Mucoraceae. The record is from RefSeq and is a predicted model, not a curated record. The transcript has 2 exons.